CGCUCUCUGAAGCAAACGGAUAGAAUCCUAAAAUGACAUCCAGAUUUCCAGAGGGAAGAGCAGGAAAACCGCAGCGUUCAAGCACACAGUCGUGAAGUUUUCCUGCUCACGUUACUGCGGAUUACAUCGGCAACAGAUAUGAAGUCUGUAGUCAACACGUUAGAAAUGUAUUUUUAAAACAAAGUAGCGCGCGGUGUCACACAACAGUUUUACCUCAGGAUUUCAUUCCCGCUUUUUAACUCCUCCGGCAGGAUUUCUGAGUCCCGUCGACAUGUGUGAUCUAAUGCCCGCGGCUCAACCGGCCGAAAAAAUCGGCAAAAUGAAGAAAUUAAGGAGAACUUUGUCGGAGAGCUUCAGUCGCAUCGCUUUCAAGAAAGAAGACAGCGGCUUUGAUGAGAUAUGUGUCACAAAGAUGUCCACUCGCAGCUGCCAGGGAUCCGACUCGGUCAUCAAGCCCCUGGACACAAUCCCUGAAGACAGAAAGGUACGAGUACAGCGGACGCAGAGCGGCUUCGAUCCCUUUGAGAAACCGGCGAGUCAGGUGAAGCGCGUUCACUCGGAGAAUAAUGCCUGUAUCAACUCCAAAAGUUCCUCCGCUGGGAAAGAGUCUCCUAAACUCCGCCGUCACUCCAGCCCCAGUUCUCCCACGAGCCCAAAGUUUGGAAAGGCGGAUUCAUAUGAGAAGUUGGAAAAGCUUGGAGAGGGAUCCUACGCUACGGUUUAUAAAGGAAAGAGCAAGGUGAACGGGAAACUGGUGGCGCUGAAAGUCAUCCGUCUCCAAGAAGAGGAAGGAACGCCUUUCACUGCCAUCAGAGAGACGUCUCUCCUGAAGGGUCUGAAGCAUGCAAACAUUGUUCUGCUUCAUGACAUCAUUCACACUAAAGAGACUUUGACGCUGGUCUUUGAGUAUGUGCACACAGAUCUGUGUCAGUACAUGGACAAACACCCCGGAGGUCUUCAUCCAGAUAAUGUCAGGCUGUUCCUGUUCCAGUUACUGCGAGGGCUGUCCUACAUCCAUCAACGGCACAUCCUUCACCGAGACCUGAAACCUCAAAACCUGCUCAUCAGCGAGACGGGAGAACUCAAACUGGCCGACUUCGGACUGGCCCGUGCAAAGUCAGUCCCGAGUCACACGUACUCUAAUGAGGUGGUGACCCUGUGGUACAGACCCCCAGACGUCCUGCUCGGAUCCACAGACUACUCCACCUGUCUGGACAUGUGGGGUGUCGGGUGCAUCUUUGUGGAGAUGAUUCAGGGUGUGGCAGCGUUUCCGGGCAUGAAGGACAUUCAGGAUCAGCUGGAGAGGAUAUUCCUGGUGGUGGGAACCCCCUCAGAGGACACAUGGCCAGGUGUUCCUGCUCUCCCGCACUUCCAACCAGAUCGCUUUACUGUGUACAGUCCCAAGAAACUGAGGCAAGCCUGGAAUAAGUUGGGUCAUGUAGAUCACGCAGAAGAGUUGGCGUCAGGAUUUCUCCAGUGCUUCCCAAAGAAGCGUCUCUCAGCCCAGACGGCUCUCCAUCACGAAUACUUCAGUCAUCUUCCUCCACGACUCUGGGAGCUUCCUGACAUGUCUUCGAUCUUCACCGUCCCGACCGUGAAGUUACAGCCGGAAUCUGCCGACAGCAUUCAGGUGUGCAGCAAGAGCAACAGCCACGGGACAAGCUCGUCAUCCGGCAAACACUGACCUGUAAGAGACACACACCUGACACCGUCCAGGUCGCUGCUGUGGUCCAUCAGAAUGAAGAUGAUACCGAAACGACUCUUGUGUUUCUUUCAUUUAUUUGAGUUUAUUUCAGGCUGAGAGUGUGAUGGGCCGACGAGAACACGUGUGUGUGUGUGUGUGUGUGCGUUCAGUCAGAUCUGAGCUUGAUCAUCUGUUAUUAUUGUUUUCACCGUUUAUUAACGUUCACACACGUUAAAAGAAGGACUUCAAAGGCAGUUUAAACGGACUGUUUGUAGCUACCUAUGUGUACAGUAAAACCUGUGUCUGUCUUAAAAAAAAGCAAACCAAAUCCCCUUCGGCUCACAAUCACACGCUAAUGAGACAUCAGCGCACGCACAAGCAUGUAGAGAGCUAACAUCGAGCACUUCUUCCACGUUCAGGGCUACGGUACGCUCCGGACCCCAUGAAACUCUUCAAUAACGUCACAAUAAUUCCUAUAAUAACAAUAAUAACAGUGAUACUGGCACUGCUGAUGGUGCACAUUCACUGGCUGCAGGGACGACGCUAAAGCAAUUCGCACCAUCGCUAUUGGCUGAGAGUCAUUGGGGCGUGGUACUUGAGAAACACGUGUCUGUGUGUCCCGUGUGUGUGUUCACGUGUUGUGUUGAGUGUUGAAAACAGGCAAUACGCUUGCACUGGUGCUAUUGUGCAGGAGGAAAAGAGGUUUGGUGGUCCACGUUUAGAAAUUUGCGUUUUAUUUAAAGGCCCAUGACAAUCUUAUCGAGAAUUGCACUUGUCAGUAUGUGAUGAUGAAAGCGACCCCAAACCACUUCUGCGAGCGAAGUUUUCAACCUGGUCUCAUAGGAAAUACGUAACUCUGUGCACUUUUUGCAGCGCCACAAAAUACGUACCUUUAGGUACAUAUUGCAACCCGGUAUCACAACUUCCGACAACAUUAACGUCAACAACACCAUAUUAUAUUAUAUUGGGGUGAAAUGAUCUUCGUAUUUCGUAUCAGACAUCGUAUUUUGUUUGCGUUUAUUAUUUCGUACGCACAAUUUAGACAUUUUGGAGCACGUAACCCAACUCCGCCCCUAAACCAUACAGUUUGUAUAUUAUACAAUAUAAAGCACAACACGUAACAGGAAGAUACGGCUACACUUGCUGUUUAUUCAAAAAGUGCAAUUAUUGCAAGCGUUCCAAGGCCAAAGAACAACCCGAAAGUUAUCCCCUUCUCUCUCCGCCAUAAAACCCUGAUCCGGACCGGCUGCGCUGCCUGCGUGCGCGCAGUGACAGAAUUCACAAAUGGCUGCCGGUGUGUGAACCGUUACGUCAGCGUCGACAGCGAAAUGGCAUUGGCUCUCGUGUGUCUUGUGACUGGUUGCGUCACUAUGCUAGCUUGCGUAAUGAAACGCCAUUGACUGUCCAGCUCCGAUUGCGUCACGCGCUAAACUUGACCGUCAAGGACCAGAACUGACCGUUUUGUAAUAUCUAUUAAAGUACAAAUAAUGUUUAUGUAUAAAAUCGUUUCAGAGGCAAAUUGUGACACUGACACGCAUUCUCUAGCGGACCAAUAAAGUUCUUCUCUUUAGCGCCCCCCAGUGGACGUUUGUGUCUCAAAACUGUAGCAAUAUUGGUACAGUUUUGUGGCGCUGCAAAAAGCGUACGGAGGUACGUAUUUCCCAUGAGACCAGGUUGGAAGUUUUAUUGUUAAAGACUCAUGAAAUCAAAAGCAAAAAAAAAAGAGGCAGAAGUGCUCAAGCUGGUCUGGUUUUUAUUGCUCUUUAUAUAGACCAGUAAAGACCAGCUUAAACAUAAGACAGCUUGUGGCUUUUAGUCCGUGUGUUUGCUUUAAGGUCAUGUAAAUGCUAUUACACACGUUACAUUUAAAGCCGGUGUUUGCACUAAAAGUGAGUAGAUAAACACUUGAAAUAAAAAUUAAAGUGUGUUUCUCUUUAAGGAAAUGGACCAAAAAUAUGAAUGACGUCAUCUUGCACUAAUGCAUGUUUGUUUGCCGGUUUAAUCUUCUCUAGAAUGAGAACGUCCCUGUCUGUAAUACAGUCUGACACCGACUAGCAAUAGCAUGUACCUCGAAGUUCAUGUGAUGUAAACUCAAGUCUCUUGACUUAUGUCAUGAAAAAGUCCUUGAUUGGACUCAAUUUCAUCAACAGCAAAUAAAUCAAACGCAUUUCAUGAGUCUUUAACAUUUGACAUUUUUGUGAAUAUGAAAGUUUUGUCGGUGAGAAACUUUCUGAAGUUUCAUGAAAGAAGGACACUUGGUGAACUGCACUGGCCCCUGAUCCUGGGCUCUCGGUACGGCGGUCUGUGAUGCCGCUCUUUCUGUUAACGUCCGUCCGUUUGUCACGAUCACUCUCUGCUCAGCAGACAAUAAUAUUAAAUCAAUGUGGUACAGUGUUUUUUGCCGAUAUAAAACUAUACGUUUUGUUUUCUAUAAUAAGUACAAGAGCUAGUUGAACAAUAGCAAUGUUUGGCCCUAAACUGUUAAUGUGAAGAAAACAAAGCAAGAGAAAUCAAUUCAGAUCAGUUACAUCUUGAAUCAUCAUCGUCAUAAAUCAAAACUGAAGAACAGAAAUGCAUGUAGAUUCACUGCAAAAAAUGACUUUCUUACUUAGUAUUUUUGUCUUGUUUUCCAGCACAAAUGUCUAAACAUUCUUGAAUCAAGAUGGAUUUUCUUGAUGAGCAAAAUGACCCAAGAAAAUAAGUCUUUAAGGCCCGGUUUCACAGACACGGCUUAGCUUAAACCAGGACUAUGCCUUAGUUGAAUUAAGAUAUUUUUGUCGCUUUUAUAAAAAUGCCUCAGAAGAAUACACUACUGGUGUGCAUCUUGAGACAAAACAAUGGCACGGAGAUAUUUUAAGAUACUUCUGGGCAAGUUAUAUUGAGUUAAGACAGGUCACACAUUCAUUUUAGUCUGGGACUAGCCUUAAGCCUUGUCUGUGAAACCGGGCCUAAGUGUUUUUAGACAAGAAAAACAAGAAAACAAAAUCUGCCAAUGGGAUGAGAAGAAUUAUCUUGAAUUAAGGUUGACCUUUUUUCUAGUCACUAAAUUCAAGAUUAUUUUUCUUACCCCAUUGGCAGAUUUUGUUUUGCUUGUUUUAAGCAAAUAUUCACUGAAAUGUCAUAUUUCUUGGGUCAUUUUGCUCAUCAAGAAAAGGCAUCUUGAUUCAAGAACUAUUAGACAUUUGUACUGGAAAACAAGACAAAAAUACUAAGUAAGAAAGUCAUUUUUGCAGCGUUGAUUCAUCAUCUUGUCAUAACCCGUUUGUAUUCUACUGUUAAUGUGAACAUAUGGAUUCAGAUUCUACUAUACUAGUGUGUUAAUGCCCAGAAGAUGACAGUGGGGUUUAUGGGCUUUGUGAAUGCACUUUUAAACAUUUUGCUCAACAUUCCAGUAUAUUCUGUCAUAUUUUGCACCUGUAAAUUUGACCCGUACACACUGUUUGGGAGUGACGGCCACAUUAACAUCCAGACGUGAAUCUUUUCAAUGACAGCACAAGUCACCGCUGAACCAGCCAUGAGAAUUACAGUACAGCUUUGUGUUGUUGGUUCUUUCUCAUCUGAAAUGUGUUGGAAAAUGCUUCAACACGUAUCUAUAUUUGUUCACUUCUGUACACAGAUUUAAUGUCAACGUACAAAAUAAAGAUGCUAGUUCUUCAAAGUCAAAGUCACCAUUUUUGGUUCCCCAAAGAUCUAUUCAGUCAAAUGUUCAUUAAAGAAGCAGUUUUUCUUAUCGUGUUAUCAUUUGUGAAACAAAAGGCAUUCCGCUAAAAAUGCUUGAGCAGCACCUUUGUUUUUAGGAGUGUGGUCACCAAAUCCAGUGUAGUAUGCACACAUCCAAACUUCAGCAGGUGCUUGAUCAAAAAAGAAAAAAGGAAUACACUUUGGUAUUUAUUCAACUUCUUUGGGAGCAAAAAAGCAUUUCAGUUAUGGUUGUUAUAUCUGAAAUUUUCAGGUUUGUAAAGUGUCCGUCGUUCGUUUAAAUACAGAAUUCUGCGUUGAAUCGGUGAGAAUACGAGUGACAGACGGACUGUAAAUGAACGUUGAAGAAGCGUCUGGCCUCUCAGACACACCUGCUGAAAUGACGUGACUCUUUUAAUGUUGCCUGACUAUGAGCAGACCUACAUUUGUAUUCUGAACGCUGUUAAUGCCUCCACACCCACGGUGGCAUUAAACGGCCCCAGACAGUAUUAGCAGACAAAUCAUUAUUUUUCAUGCUCGAAACCUGCCAGACUCACCUGCAAUAGCUGAAACCACACCUUCACAUGUUGAGUUUCCAGAAAGAGUGACUUCAGUCUGUAUGUCUCAGUUCUGAGUGCAAAAAGUGAUGAAAAUGUCAUGUUGAACGAUGAUUAAAAAGGCACAUUUAGCACUGUGACGGUCAUGAAAAAAACAUCAUAUUUGCGUAACCAUCGGCUCUCGCUUCCAGGUUGCCGUGCAGAUGUGAUUGCAUCAGUAUAUAAAUCCAGCUUUUAGAUUCCCAGGUUUGCUCUGUUGGACAUGCUUUGGAAUGUGCUGUUAAAAUCAUGUUAUUCAUCUGUGAAUAUUUAAUCUUUUGUAAUCUUUGUUAUAUACUAGGCUGUAUAUACAGUAUGAUGGGGGGAUUCAUAUUCCGAGUAUACUCAUUGGGAAAACCUCGCUGUGCUGAACACGGACUUUGUGUUUCUGCUUCACUUGCUUACAGUAUAUCUGUUUUUCUUUUGUAAGACGCAGUGAAAUCAAACAGAAGUUUGGCGAGCAGUGUGUGGAAUCUAGAAGUGUAACCGGUCACUUUAUUACUCAACACUUAGACUAGUAUAAUGCAUUCUUUGUUCAAACCUGUAUGUAAUGUUCUUAAUGGAAGAUGUCAUGUCCUUCUGUAAAUGUUGUUUAUCGUUGUUUUACCUGAAAUAAAUAAAGUUUAUUAAUGCUUCAAG
Triplophysa rosa is the source of this 6597-nucleotide messenger RNA. RefSeq names its product cyclin dependent kinase 14 (gene cdk14). Gene Ontology annotation, cellular component: nucleus; cytoplasm; cytosol. The record is from RefSeq and is a predicted model, not a curated record. Gene Ontology annotation, molecular function: cyclin-dependent protein serine/threonine kinase activity; cyclin binding; ATP binding. The transcript is spliced from 15 exons. Lineage: Eukaryota; Metazoa; Chordata; Actinopteri; Cypriniformes; Nemacheilidae. Gene Ontology annotation, biological process: protein phosphorylation. Bases 272 to 1684 code for a protein of 470 amino acids.